ACUGCUGGUGGUUUGCGGCUGGGUCGGCUUUUCCAUGGAUCGUUGGAAGUUCGUUGUAAAAUUAAUUUCAAAGAACAGUUUUUGAGCGGUUCGCGAACGGUUCGGCUCGCAUAUGCCAGUGGCGUAGCUGGGGGGGUGCGAAAGGGGCGGCCGCCCCGGGCAUCACAUUAAUUGGGGCAUCAUAAUGUGAUGCUCAAAACUAUAAAAAGAGUAGCCAAUGAUGCCCCCGGAGGCCGGAAUUGCCCGGGGAAUGAUUAUUUUUUUCAAAAAAUAAUCAGGGCUGAAUUUAAAAGCCGCAUGCAGUCGCACUAAUCGCAGGCGCAGGCCGGCAGGCGAUUGAGUCGGCCCCGUGCAACGUUUUGAGUCACUCACCCCACUAUUACCGACUUACCGACGCGACGUUCAUACGAAACUAACGAAUUAACAAUUAACGAAACGAUACGUUCAUCGAAGAGAACGAAUCCGCAACAAAUAAAUUGCUAAUUGCACUCUGUCUGUCACACAAGUUUUCGAAAUCGUCCACAUCAGCUAUAAUUAACAGUUUGUGUUUGUGAUUACUACGGGAGAUUGAAGAUUUCGUCGAUCAUUAUUCAGCUUAGUGCUUAGAAGGAAAAUAAAAAAUCUAACGGAGGAACGUCGUCGUCGUGCCACAUGCAAAGAAAUCAGAUGAAGCGACAACAACCGAGUGGUGCACAAAAUCGUGCGAAGAAGAGAGCUAGUGAAAAAGAAGCAAAGAAACAGGAAGGAUCUAUGUUAAAGUUCUUAAAUCUGAAUCAACCCACUAGUAGUUCAAACGCUGCCACUACAAGAGAGACUGAAACUGAGACCGAAAUUUCUGGUACUGAAGAUGCUGUUGAAUCCGGUUCUGAUCAUUCUGAAGAACUGAUUGCCGAAAGAGAUGUCCCUGAAUUUCAUCAAGUAAAUCCUGAAAACGUUGCUGAAACAGCCAACUCGUCUGACAGUUCAAUAGGAGAACAAGGUACUCCUGGUGACCCGAGUAUCGACGCUCAGGGUUCCCAACCCACUGAUGAGCGAAGCGAACAUGACUUGAUGGAUAUUGGCAAAUGGCCUUUGCGCAUUUCGGACAACUUUCGUAUGCAAGCAGUCGUCAUGGGUUCGAAACGAAUUCAGUACAUGGAUCACUCAUUCCAAGAAACUGAAACAGUUUAUAAGGAUGGUGAAACUGGUGAAAGACGGAAGCUGACUAAAACUUGGUUCUUCAAGAAGAUGCCAAAUGGGGAGAAAGUACCCAGGGAAUGGUUGUGUUAUUCUCCAUCCAAGAAAUCCGUAUACUGUUUCUGCUGUCGGCUUUUCCCUGGGCUUUCAUCCCUGGAAACUGCUUUUGCAUCUAAAAGUGGAUUCAGCGACUGGAAGAAACUUUCCCCACGUGUACCCAACCAUGAAUUGAACCCUGCUCAUCAACAAUCUCUCGUUCUGUGGAAACAACUGGAGCUGCGUCACCGAACUGGGACGACAAUCGACAGAAUUGCCGAAGAAGAGAUUCAGAAAGAGAAAGAAAAAUGGCGUAAUAUUCUUACUCGAGUACUUGACAUCAUACGGUUUUUGUCGAAACAAAACUUGGCCUUCCGAGGCCACCGAGAAACCGAUACUCCUGAUGUAGCGACGAAUAAGGGAAAUUUUAUAGAACUGGUGAGAUUGCUGUCGAAGUACGAUCCAGUUCUCAGAGAACAUAUGCUGAAGAUUGAUUUGAAAGCGGAGCGCACAAGUUACAUGUCGCCGCAAAUACAAAACGAGUUAAUUGGUUUACUGGGGGAUCAUGUGAGGAGCCGUAUAUUACAGCGAGUGAAAAAUGCCAAGUAUUUUUCAAUAAUUUUUGACAGUACGCCAGACAUUUCUCGAUUGGAUCAGACUUCCCAAGUACUUCGCUACGUUGUUGUGGAAGGUGACCAUGUGAGCGUUGAGGAGUCUUUUAUUGAAUUUAUCGACACGAAAGACAAACAUGCUGCUGAUAUCGCUUCUAUGAUUCUGGAGAAGCUCAAAUCGGAUGGACUGGAUAUAAUGAACUGCAGGGGUCAAGGCUACGAUAAUGCAGCGGUUAUGAAAGGCCAACAUUCGGGGGUACAAAAAAGAAUCAGCGAUGUCAAUCCUAAAGCGCAAUUUAUUGCCUGUUCGAACCACAGCUUGAACUUGGCAGGAAUACAUGCCGCUCAAGCCGAAGUUAAUUCCGUCACGUUUUUCGGCACGCUGGAUCGUCUGCAUUCUUUUUUCUCUUUAUCAACUCAUCGCUGGGAUGUGCUUUCAACAACUACUGGGACCAGUUUGAAACGAUUAGUUGACACUCGUUGGAGUUCUCGUGGCGAGGCAGUCAAGAUGGUCAAAAACAACUUCGAGAAGAUAUUGGAGUCUUUGGAGAUUCUAACUGGAAUAAACGAGAAUGCAGAUACAAGGGCUACAGCUGGAGGUUUGUUGGUAUCUCUUCAAUCGUUCACUUUUCUGACAUACCUGGGGUUUUGGGAGCCAGUACUAGCGGAAGUGAACGACGCUCAGAACUACAUGCAGCAACGGGGUUUGAGUUUGCGUGACUGCGCGUCCAAAAUGAAAGCAUUGAGUGACUUUCUCGAUUCCGCCAGAGAAAACGUUGCAGAUACCUCUCUGAGCUUCGCUGAAUCAUUGUGUACUAAACUAGGAAUCACAACGGAACCUCAGCGUCGAAUUCGUCAGAAGAAAAAAAUGCCUGGAGAAGAGGCUUCUGAUUCUGGUUUGUCCUACAAAAACGAACUUCGAAGGGAAAUCUGCGCGUCAGUUGAUAGGAUCAAACAAGAAAUAGCAACUCGCUUCGAACAACUUCAGGAUGUAGCUCAGAAGUUCGAGUUUCUCUCUCCAGCAAUAUUACUUGACGAAGAUCUCAGCAUCGAUCUCUCCAACGCUCCUGACGAUAUUGACCGAACUGAAUUCGUGAUCGAGAGAAAGCGAUUACAGACUUUCGUAACGGCAUCAAAUGAGAAAGAGAGUUUGAAACAUCUUGGACCUCUUGAACUUCUGACAUUCAUUCAUCAGCAUCGAUUGUCCGACUCCGUUCCGAACAUCAAUAUCAUGCUUCGUAUAUUUUUAACCAUGGGAGUCAGUGUAGCUACGUGCGAGCGAAGUUUCUCGAAACUGAAACUUAUCAAGAAUUACCUUCGGUCUACCAUGUCAAAUUUGAGAUUGAAUAGUCUUGCUAUAAUGUCUAUUGAACAUGAGCUGGUCGAUAAAAUUAAUUUCGAUACUAUCAUUGACGACUUCGCUAGUCGUAAAGCUCGCAGAGUGCAAUUGUGAUCGGAAUUGUGUCUUGUUAUACAUUAUCAAAUUGACAAAUUACAGUUUUAGACUAAUAAAGUUGUUUACAUUCGAACUUUGUUGUUUUUCGCGAACUUGGGGGCAUCAAAUUAGCUGUCCGCCCCGGGCAGUAAAUUCCCUAGCUACGCCACUGG
Messenger RNA from Photinus pyralis (common eastern firefly), 3431 nucleotides. RefSeq names its product zinc finger MYM-type protein 1-like. NCBI's taxonomy places the organism in Eukaryota, Metazoa, Arthropoda, Insecta, Coleoptera, Lampyridae. The transcript has 2 exons. Gene Ontology annotation, molecular function: protein dimerization activity. The record is from RefSeq and is a predicted model, not a curated record. Bases 652 to 3276 code for a protein of 874 amino acids.